AGAAGGAAGGUACUGUUUGGCAUCCUUGUAGAAAUGAUACGGUAACAAUGGAAGAAUUCCAUUGCGAUAUUGCACACAUUCUUCAAAACAGGGACUUUACUGUGUUGCAAAAGUUGUUGUCGCAUUCUAAUAAUUUUCGUGCAAAAAUUAGCGCCAAAAUAGAAGAUACAAUCACUCAUGAAAUUGAGUGUAAGGAGAAAAGGACAUUGCAUGUAAAUAGAAUAUCAGAAUUAAAACAAGAAAUUGAUAGCCUGAAAUCUGAAAUAGAUGCGACAAAACUACAACAGAAAAUAGUAGAUAAAAAGAUUUUUAAUGCAAUUAAACAACAGGAGGAAUUAAAGGAAAAAGUAAACAAUGAGAAAUCAAAAAGAGAUAGUUUGUGUAUUGAAAUGGUUGAUUUACAACAAGAGUCUGAAAAAAGAAGGGAGAAUAAGAUAUUAACUUGGAAUGCUAUUAAGCGUGCCUGUCACAUUUACAAGCAAUAUCUGGAUGUCCAUGUACAACUGCUUGAUACUAAGGAAUGUGAACAUAUACGAAUAUCCUUUUUUACGCAUAAUGAGGAUUUGAACAAUAAAUAUUUUGUGAAUUUGUAUAAUUCUAGCAAUCAGUGGAAAGUGGAAGAAGUUCAGCCGGAGUUUAAAAAAGAAGACUUUGAUGACUUUAAAGGGAUCGUUGACUUUUCUGCACAAUCAGAAAUAUUUGAUAUUACAGCAUUUCUUUGUAAAUUAAGGCAUAUAUUUAUUAAAUGUUAUUAUUACUAA
Molecule: messenger RNA, 761 nt
Organism: Dufourea novaeangliae
Lineage: Eukaryota; Metazoa; Arthropoda; Insecta; Hymenoptera; Halictidae
Exons: 5
Coding region: 48-761 (237 amino acids)
Source: RefSeq, a predicted model, not a curated record